AUGAAUUGCAUUUAUCAUCUUCUAAAUCCUUUAUCAUUUAUAUGUAUAGCCCCUCAUAAUUGUUAACAUUAAAGGAAACUGUGUGCUGAAUGCCUAUAUAAGCAUGGGGUUGAAUUCAAACAUGCAGUUCCAAUCAAUAUAUUUCAAGAAAUGGUUAUUAAGAAACUACAAGAAUAUUAGCUAGAUGAAUCAUCUGAAAUUACAAAAUAGAGAAUGAAUUUUAAAUUGAUGCUCACUCAAACUGAAAGCAUAAUGAAAAAAAUUUGGGAAGAGGUAUCAGAAUCAAUCAAAUAAAUCUAUGAUUUGAUUGAACAAAAAAAUAAAUCAUUUUCUAAUCUUAUCAACGAAAACACUAAUGUAGUUGAAUCCUCCUAUUCUGACUUAGAAAAAUUAGUAUCGCUUUUAGAAGGGAAACCAUUAGAUGAAUGGAUGGCAUAGAAAAAAUUCUUAUUUGUAUAAAUUGGAGAAGGAAAAGAUUUGGUGGGAAUAGGAAGCUAAAGCUUUUAGUGAAAAGCUAAAGAAAGAAAUACUGGAGAUUAAAUCAAUAACAAAGUAGUAUAAAUUAUAUUUCUAGAAUUUAAGAAAUAGUAUUAGAAUAUGAAAGAAAGGAAGAUUUAUAUGAGGUAUUGGCACAGAUAAAAUAUAUGGAUGAAUUAUUCUUUAAUGACAUUAUUGAAUUGCUUAGAAAAGAGAAAAUCAAAAAUAUUAUAGAAGGGCUUUCAAAUAUGAAGAAUAGAGAUUCGCCUAAAGUGAAAUAACUUACUAAUGUAAUCAAAAAUAUCAGCGAAAUUGAUUUUAAUAGUUAGAAUUACUCUACAGAGUAAUAUGAAUAAAUUAGGAAGAAUUUAAUUAAUAAAAUAGCAAAUGAAGAAAAAAUUGUUAGAUUUUUAAAAUUUUUAGUUUAACUAACAGCUAUUGAUGAAAGAUUUAUUUAUUGCGGAUCAAAUUCCCUCAAUUUAUUGGUAGAGAUGAAGGCUGAUAUUAGAGAAGAAAAUUUUGAGAAUAUUAAGGUUAGGAAUACUUCUUUAAUUGGUGCAAAUAUGGUAAGAUGCAAUUUGAAUGGAUCUAAUUUUGAUAAUGUAGAUAUUAGUGGAAUAAAUGUAAAUGGAGCUUUAUUAUUCAAUUGUAUAUGGAAGAAUGUAAAAAUACAUGAGUUAAAUACAUUAGAUGGUCACAGUAACUCUGUAAGAUCUGUCAACUUCUCCCCUGAUGGUACUAUAUUAGUAUCUGGUAGUAAUGACAACUCUAUUCGUUUAUGGGAUAUUAAAACAGGAUGCUAAAUUGCCUAAUUAUAUGGUCAUACUAACGCUGUUUGUUCAGUCUGUUUCUCUCCUGAUGGUAAUACAUUAGCAUCUGGUAGUUAGGAUAAGUCUAUCCGUUUAUGGGAUCUUAAGACAAGAUAAUAAAAAGCAAAAUUAGAUGGUCAUAAUUGUGCUGUCUACUAAGUCAGCAUCUCACCUCAAGGUAUUUUAGCAUCUGGUAGUAAUGAUAACUCAAUUCGUUUAUGGGAUAUUAAAACAGGAAAUUAAAAAGCCUAAUUAGUUGGUCAUACUGGUGCUGUUUGUUCAGUAUGUUUCUCUCUUGAUGGGAAUACAUUAGUAUCUGGCAGUAGAGAUAAGUCUAUCCGUUUAUGGGACAUUAAGAAAAGAUAAUUAAAAGCCCAAUUAGAAGGUCAUUAAUAUUCAGUUUUAUCAGUCUGCUUCUCUCCAGAUGGUAUUAUAUUAGCAUCUGGUAGUGUUGAUAACUCAAUCCGUUUAUGGGAUGUAAAGAAAGGGUAUUAAAAAGCCAAAUUAGAUGGGCACGCUAAUAUUGUGUAUUCAAUCUGUUUUUCUCCCGAUGGCGCUACAUUAGCAUCUUGUAGCGAUGAUUAGUCUAUUCGUUUAUGGGAUGUUAAGACGGAAUAAUAAAAAGGCAAAUUAGAUGGUCAUAGCGAUGCUGUUGUCUCAGUCUGUUUCUCUUAUGAUGGUACUACAUUAGCAUCUGGUAGUCAUGAUAACUUUAUUCGUUUAUGGGAUCUUAAUACAGGAUAUUAAAAAGCCAAACUAGAUGGUCAUACUAAUUUUGUUUAUUCCGUCUGCUUCUCCCCUGAUGGUACUACGUUAGCAUCUGGUAGCAAUGAUCACUCUAUUUGUUUAUGGGAUGUUAAGACUGGAUAAUUAAAAACUCAAUUAGAUGGGCAUUCCAAUUUAGUCAUAUCAGUUUGUUUCUCUCCUGACGGUAGUGCACUUGCAUCUGGAAGUAAUGAUAACUCUAUUCGCUUAUGGGAUAUUAGAGUAGGAUAAUAACGAACAAAAUUAGAUGGUCAUUAAUAUCCAGUUAAUACAGUCUGUUUCUCUCCUGAUGGCAAUACAUUAGCAUCUGGUAGCGAUGAUAAGUCUGUUCGUUUAUGGGAUGUUAAUACAGGAUUCUAGAAAGCCAAAUUAGAUGGUCAUACUCAUUAUAUUAUUUCAGUUUGUUUCUCUCCAGAUGGAACUACAUUAGCAUCUGGGAGUUCAGAUAACUCCAUCCGAUUAUGGGAAGUUCUGACUGGAUAAUAUAAAGUAAAAGAAAUUCGUCUUAGUGAUUCUGUUGUUUCAGUAUGUUUCUCCCCUAAUGGUUGCACAUUAGCAUCUGGUAGUGUAGAUAACUAUAUCCGAUUAUGGGAUGUUAAAACAGGAUAUUAAAAAGCCAAAUUAGAGGGUCAUAGUGAUUCUGUCAUAUCAGUUUGUUUCUCUCCUGAUGGUACUAUAUUAGCAUCAGGCAGCUAUGAUAAAUCUAUCCGUUUUUGGGAUGUUAAGACAGGAUAUUAAAAAGCUAAACUAGAUGGCCAUACAAAAACUGUUUAUUCAGUCUAUUUCUCCUCUGAUGGUACUAAAUUGGCAUAUGGAAAUAAUUAUACAUAAAUCCAUCUAUGGGAUGUACAAACAGUUUAAUAAAUCUUACCUUUAGAAAAUCGUUACAAAGAUAUUCUAGAAGAUUUUAGACUCCCCGUUGUUUAAAGCAAUUUUCAUUCUGAAAGUGGUAUUUAUUUUUUCGCUGUUAUUUAGCUUAGUGCAUUUUUACUAUUCUUCAAAUAUCCUAAAACCUAAAUUUAGAAGCAUAAGCAGCAUUAAUCUUCAAAGGCGAAUAUCUUAAUUAUCAAGGCAUAGAUUUAAGAUAAUUAUUUAAAUCUAAAGGAAGUUACAUUUUAGAAAGCUAUCUUGAAUUUCAAUCAAUUUGA
This is a messenger RNA of Paramecium octaurelia, 3199 nucleotides long. Lineage: Eukaryota; Ciliophora; Oligohymenophorea; Peniculida; Parameciidae. The record is from the annotation of a GenBank genome assembly.